UUUAAAACUGCUCCGGUAUUUUGAACGUCGGGAUUAUUACCGGGACAUCACUGCCAGAGGGAGAAGAGUCUUUUCGGGGGCGGGUGCUAGGCUUCCCGUGCUCAGGAUGGAGGCUUUGUUACAAGGAAUGCAGAAGAAGAAGAUGAUGGGAGCACUGUUUGGUUCCUGUGAAGCUGAACUGCAAGAACUGAUGAGGCAGAUCGAUAUAAUGCUGGAGCACAAAAAGUCUGAGUGGGAAGCCCAUACCGAGACCCUCAACACUCUUCUACAGCUCCGAGAUCAGGAGCUCAGCGCUGCUAGGACACGAGAAGAACGUCUGAGCCAAGAGAUUAGGUCUCUGAGAAAGCAGCUGACAGAGCAAGAGGAGAACAAUCGCAGCAAGACGGCGGAGUACGAGUCCCAGCUGGCACGCUUUCAGGACGAGUUGAACAAAUUGAAAAAAACCUAUGAAAGAGUACAGAGAAGACACCAGAGGAUGGAGAUGAAAAGCAGUGGUGAAGAAGACAGGUCAGAAGUCAGUCGGUUGGCACGCAGGCUUGAGGAAUUCCGCCAAAAGUCUUUAGAUUGGGAGAAGCAGCGUCUUUUGUAUCAGCAGCAGGUAGCUGCACUGGAAGCUCAGCGCAGGACCUUGGCUGAACAAACUGAAAAAUAUCAGGAAGAGUCUCAGAGCCGAAAACAUAUGUUGGAACAAACCAGUUUGGCCGGUCGUUCAGAGCUCCAGCACCUCAGUGGUCAGCUAGUACGUGUUAAUGACAGUCUAUAUGCCAAAGAAGAAGAGCUUGAAAGUCUGAAAUUGCAGCUGGAGACGGCUACGACAGGGCGAGAGAGAGCAGAGCGUGAACUUGAGCAAGCUCGGCAGACAAUAAAGGUUCUCCAGGAGGAGAAGGCAGAGCUGAGAGCAACCAUUCAAGCUCAUACAGAUUUCCUGGAAGGUUCGAAAGCCCAGAAAGAUGAGCUUUACAGAGAGGUGCGGAGAGUGAGUGAUCUGCUGAGGGACAAGGAGAACAGCAUCAGAUCUCUAGAAGAAAGACUAAAACUGACAAAACUAUCAGAUGGGCACACAGAGAUAGAAGUGCUGCGCUCUCAGCUCUCAAUCAGCCGUUUGAAUGAGCAGAGAUUGCAAGAAGGAGUGACCCGUUUAGAGGACCAUGUCAGGUCAGUGACCCUCCAGAGUCAGCAGUUCACUCAAGAAAUAAAGGGCAUGGCUGAAUCACGACACCUACUAGAAGAGGAGCACAAGAAAUGCUGGACGGAGAUUAAAAAACUUAGGAGCCAGCUAACCCAGGCUGAACUGUCCUACAGCAGCGUUCUGGAUGGGAUGAAGAAGGAGAUUUCUCAGCUGACAGAGGAGCUGCACCAAAAAGAUAUUGGCAUUGCUUCCAAGGACUGGGAGCGGAAGCUUCAGGCUGAGAGAGAGAGAGCGGAUAGAGAAGCAGCCGAGCAUAAAGUUUUGCUGGCAGCUGUGAAAACCUUACGGGAGGAGAACCGGCAGCUGACUGAGAUGUUGGAGAAACAAGAGCCAGAUGUACGACUGGCUUUAGAUAACCUGGAAUGUGAAAAUCAGAGUCUACAGAAUGAAUUGUCGCAGGCGAGGAGAAAUCUGGAGCUUGUUCUGCACACGAGACAGUCUGAUAUCCACAGCGCAGUGGAGGGGAGAACACAGGAGCUGUUAGGUGGACAUAAAGAGGAGCUGAAAGCACUGAAUGAGCAUCUGAAUGAAGUGUCACAGCGGUAUGAGGACCUACAGCGAUCAGUGUACGCUAACCAGAAAGCUGCCUGUGUUCUGCAAGGGUUAAGUAGGACCGGUUCCCUGGAGUCAGUGUCUUCUGAACCCUUCAAGGUUGAUGAUGGAGAUGCUGAAGAUUCCCACCAAGGGGCACAGUUCCCACUGCCACCCUCAACCCCACCAAACACCAUAGCAUCAAGGUUCCUUCAGGAGGAAGAACUCCGGUCACAGGACCUUAUUCAGCGGCUGGACUCUCACAUCGAAGAGUUAAAGCAAGAAAGUCAGCGGACAGUGCAGCACUUCACCAAAUUGAGAUGACAUCAUAAAGCAGUGGUCUCCAGCCUGUGAUGGCUCUCCUGCUGUUGCAGACCUUCUACACCUGCCAUGCCUUAUCAGCCCCAGGGAAUUCUGGGAAGUCAGGGCUUUCUGCAGUUUUGCAAUAGCUGCAGAGCCACCAGUUGUAGACCACUGUUACAGUGAAUGGAAUGGACUGUGUAAGUGUGGGUGCGGGUUCUUUUUUUCUCCACAAGAUGGCAGUGACUAGACAGUCCCACGAUUUGUAUUUUAUGUUGAUGCUCUAGUUCUGUUAUGAGUUUUGCUGCUGUUUCCUUUUUGUCCCCUUCAAAUGAAACCUUUAAAGGGAUUAUCCGGGUUCAGAGCUGAACCCAGACAUACCCUUAUUUUCACCCCGGCAGCCCCCCUGAGGCAAGCAUCAGAGCA
Molecule: messenger RNA, 2446 nt
Organism: Bufo bufo (common toad)
Lineage: Eukaryota; Metazoa; Chordata; Amphibia; Anura; Bufonidae
Gene: CEP63
Product: centrosomal protein 63
Exons: 14
Coding region: 107-2044 (645 amino acids)
Biological process (GO): centriole replication; de novo centriole assembly involved in multi-ciliated epithelial cell differentiation
Cellular component (GO): centriole
Source: RefSeq, a predicted model, not a curated record